AGAUGCCAAAACAGCACCCAGAGGCCUGCCACAGCCACCUAGGCUUCAGUUCCUGGCCUCUUUGUGGCUCAGACUCUGGUCCUAUUGCCUCCUCUUGGGAACUCAGAGCAUCUUCUUUCUCCUUCCUGCUGGGUUACCCAAGGCAGCCGAGCUGCCUCUGUCUCUUUAAGAGAGAAAGAGAGAGAGCAAGAGAACGAAAUCAGGAAGUGUGAGAGAGCUAGGGCUCUGUGCUGAGCUGGGUGUCCCGCUGGCAGGGAGGCAGGGAGGAAACCCACCAGUCCCAGCUCCUGGUGUGACACAGGCCAUUUCAGCUGGCCCUGCCUGUGGGUCUCAGGGGCCUAUGGCCAGCAGCAUGCUAUGAGCACUCCCCAUGAAUGACAGCAAGCCCUGAAAGCCCUGGGGGUGCCACCCAGUCCCACAAGCCUGCAUCCUCUGCAGCUGAGAUGUGCUCAGCUCCUGAACUUGCCACAGACAGAAAGCAUAACACACGCUCGCCAGGGGGAGUCUUUGCCUGAGUCAGUGCCGCUCAGAACGUGGGGUGGAAGGUGGCCAGCCACCCCUGGGUAGGAGAUGCAGAGCACAGUCAAUUACCUGUGGCACACGGACGACCUGCUGGGGCAGGGAGCCACUGCCAGUGUGUACAAGGCCCGCAACAAGAAAUCUGGGGAGCUGGUUGCCGUGAAGGUCUUCAACACCGCCAGCUACAUGCGACCCCGCGAAGUGCAGAUGAGGGAGUUUGAGGUCCUGCGGAAGCUGAACCACCAGAACAUCAUCAAGCUGUUUGCGGUGGAGGAGACGGGGAGCAGCCGGCAGAAGGUGCUGGUGAUGGAGUACUGCUCCAGCGGGAGUCUGCUCAGCGUGCUCGAGAGCCCUGAGAAUGCCUUCGGACUGCCCGAGGAGGAGUUCUUGGUGGUGCUGCGCUGCGUGGUGGCCGGCAUGAACCACCUGCGGGAGAACGGCAUUGUCCACCGCGACAUCAAGCCGGGGAACAUCAUGCGCCUGGUGGGGGAGGCGGGACAGAGCAUCUACAAGCUGACGGACUUCGGCGCGGCCCGGGAGCUGGGUGAUGAUGAGCAGUUCGUCUCGGUCUACGGGACUGAGGAAUACCUGCACCCUGACGUGUAUGAGCGGGCGGUGCUUCGCAAGCCCCAGCAGAAGGCGUUUGGGGUGACCGUGGAUCUCUGGAGCAUUGGGGUGACGCUGUACCAUGCGGCCACCGGCAGCCUGCCCUUCGUCCCCUUUGGUGGGCCACGGCGCAACAAGGAGAUCAUGUACCGGAUCACCACAGAGAAGCCGGCUGGAGCCAUUGCAGGGACUCAGAGGCGGGAGAAUGGGUCUCUGGAGUGGAGCUACACUCUCCCUGUCACCUGCCGACUAUCACUGGGGCUGCAGAGCCAGCUGGUGCCCAUCCUGGCUAACAUCCUGGAGGUAGAGCAGGCAAAGUGCUGGGGCUUCGACCAGUUCUUUGCGGAGACCAGUGACAUCCUGCAGCGAGUGGUCGUCCACGUCUUCUCCCUGUCCCAGGCAGUCCUGUACCAUGUCUACAUCCAUGCCCACAACACGAUAGCCAUCUUCCUGGAGGCCGUCUAUGAGCAGACCAAGGUGGCCCCCCGGCACCAGGAGUACCUCUUUGAGGGUCACCUCUGUGUCCUUGAGCCCAACCUGUCAGCACAGCACAUCACCCACACGACCGCAAGCAGCCCCCUGACCCUGUUCAGCGUGGCCAGUGAGACCCCCAGGGGGCUGGCCUUCAGGGACCCUGCUCUGGAUGUCCCCAAGUUCGUCCCCAAAGUGGACCUACAGGCAGAUUACAACACAGUCAAGGGUGUGUUGGGCGCCAGCUACCAGGCCCUGUGGCUGGCACGGGCCCUGCUGCAUGGACAGGAGCUGAUGCUCCGAGGGCUGCACUGGGUUGUGGAGGUGCUUCAGACCACCUGUAGGCGGACUCUGGAGGUCACACGGACAGCCCUCCUUUUCCUCAGCAGCAGCCUGAGAACCGAGAGGUCCAGCAGUGUGGCUGGGAUGCCUGAGAUCCGGGAACUGCAGAGAGCAGUGGAGCUGAGGUCCAGGCUGCGGACUUUGGCUGAGGUCCUCUCCAGAUGUUCCCAAAAUAUCACAGAGACCCAGAUGAGCCUGAGCAAUCUGAGCUCCGAGCUGGUGAAGAACCGGGAUCAGGUACAUGAGGACAGAAGCAUCCAGCAGAUUCAGUGUUGUUUGGACAAGAUGAACCUCAUCUACAAACAGUUCAAGAAAUCUAGGAUGAGGCCAGGGCUCGGCUACAACGAGGAGCAGAUUCACAAGCUGGACAAGGUGAAUUUUAGCCAUCUAGCCAAGAGGCUCCUGCAGGUAUUCCAGGAGGAGUGUGUGCAGAAGUAUCAGGCAUCCCUGAUCACACAUGGCAAAUGGAUGAGGGAGGUGCACGAGACCAGGAACCACCUGCGCUUAGUGGGCUGCUCUGUGGCUGCCUGCAACACAGAAGCCCAGGGAGCCCAGGAGGGCCUCAGCAAGAUCCUUGACCAGCUAUCUCACCAGCUUCUUCAGGACAGUACAGAGGGGGCACAGGCCUCACCAACCUCCAUAGCUCCUUAUCCCAGCCCUGCACCGAAAGACCUGGUUCUCCACAUGCAAGAGCUCUGCGAGGAGAUGAAGUUGCUGGCAUUUGACCUCCAGGACAACAACCGCAUCAUCGAACGGUUAGGUAGAGUCCCAUCGGCUCCUGAUGUCUGAGCUCUGUGGGGUGCUUGAGGCAUCCUGAACCAUUACAGUGAAACACUGCUCUCCUGCACUGUGGGACCCAACCCAGGAUGAGAUCUGGUCCCAUCUCAUCAGCCUACCUCCCUCCUGGCCAGUGGCCAGGAAAUGUCACUAGCAUUACCGUCCACCACCUUUCCCCCUGAGAAGCAGCACAGCUGGGACUGGGGCACCAGGCCAUCCCUGCCAGGACCCACAGGAAAAAGUAUGACAGUCACCGCCUGGGCUGACCCUUGUUUCUAUCCAGGCUCAGGUACAGCUCUUCUAACCCUGGCCCAUAUGGCCAAACCUGGCUGGGCCAUGGUUAGAAGAGGCUUCCAUAGGCCCUCCCACCCCCUUUGGUUUACAGGACUUCACUCCCCAGGAAACAGGACAGGAGGCCUUCUGGGGUUCCCCCAGGAUGCUGGGUCUAACGACCUAAUCUGUCUUCCUUCCUUUUAAAGUGUUUCACAUUGAACAUAGCUCUCUCCCCUCUCCUGUGAUGUCUGAGGGUCGCCACACUCAGCCCCCAGCAACACACAGCCUCAUUUCCUUCUACUCUUGGUCUGGCUAAGCCUCAGGUUGAGAAAACAGGUGGCUGAGGCCAGGUGCCAGUGCUGUGGGGCCCCUCUCUCUCUCCUGCCAAGGCACCGCCUGGUCCUGGGAUGCCCCCCAGCCAGCAUCAACAGCAGCCACGCCAGCUAGCACAGGCCUGUGCCUUCAAUAAAUGGAAUAAACAUGGCCUUCUUUUCUA
Molecule: messenger RNA, 3484 nt
Organism: Galeopterus variegatus (Sunda flying lemur)
Lineage: Eukaryota; Metazoa; Chordata; Mammalia; Dermoptera; Cynocephalidae
Gene: IKBKE
Product: inhibitor of kappa light polypeptide gene enhancer in B-cells, kinase epsilon
Exons: 22
Coding region: 571-2727 (718 amino acids)
Biological process (GO): peptidyl-serine phosphorylation
Cellular component (GO): cytoplasm
Molecular function (GO): ATP binding; protein serine/threonine kinase activity
Source: RefSeq, a predicted model, not a curated record